AUGCCGGUUGAAAGUAUGGAGAUGGCAGGGGAUUCGGACUUUGAAUCAGACUCCGAUGGUGGUAUGCAGCUUGACAUGUCAGACUCUCUUACCGGUAUUCCAACGAGACAAGCAGAUUUCUUUGACGAUGAUGACAUUAAUGGAGUACAACCUAUGGAAGACAUGGACUUUGCCACCAAUCUCGUGGAGGGCUGGAGCGUGGAUGCCAAUGUGUCAAAUGAAGCUGCCGGGAGAAGACAAACAAACCGCUCCCAGAACCCCCACGACGUCAUCUACAACCGAACAGUCCCAGACACAGAACCCCUAACACCCUUCGAGGAACAAGCCCGCCUGCGCUCCGAUUUCAGCGACGAGAAAUACGCAGCCCUAGCCGUCCUCAAAAGCAGAGAACUACUUAUGACCUACGCCCUCGCCAACAACGAGACCAUCCCGCAAACCCGCCGCCGCUUCAUGGCAAAGUACCUCGAACCGGACGACCCAGAAAAAGCAGAAGAAAUCUACGACCCGCGCAUUUACAUCGCCCCAGACGGGAAAGGCAGCGAGGGAUCCCUGAUCCGCGGACGCGUCCGUCAGUAUAUCGGUGAUAUCAACGACCACGGCUGGCACCAGCCUGCGCAUCUGCGAGAGAAGAAAUGGAUUCCUGGCUCCCGAUCUGCUUCGCGAUCUGGCUCUGGUACGAUUUCACCGCGCAUUUCGGGUGGUGGGAUUGCGUUUGGGUCGCGCUCGGGAUCUGGGUCUGGGUCUGGUUCGCCAUUGAGGGGAGGAGGGGAUGACGAUGAGUUAUGA
Molecule: messenger RNA, 786 nt
Organism: Penicillium paradoxum
Lineage: Eukaryota; Fungi; Ascomycota; Eurotiomycetes; Eurotiales; Aspergillaceae
Exons: 3
Coding region: 1-786 (261 amino acids)
Source: RefSeq, a predicted model, not a curated record